CAGAGAGCGACCCGCAGCCAGUCCACUCAGUGCUGCCUUCAUCCUGCAAAGACAGACCCACGCUGCACGGCUCUGAGCUGCGCGCAUCUCAGCUCUGCGCGGAGUAAAAAAAACUCAAACAUCUGGAGGAGGACAGAGAAACCCCACUCUGCUCUGCCCCGCUGUUUUUGUUUUUGUUUCUUUUAUUUUUUAUAUAUAUUUUGCGUCAGUAGAGAAAGUGCAGCUUUUCUAAAAAAAAAGUUGAAAGCAGUCAGAAGGAAAGAGUUGAAGCCGAAACAAACCGCGCUUUGGGAACUUCAUCACGCAGGUAGGUGAAUGGAUCUCCACCGCCCCUUCAAGAUGGACAGCCCCUCCUAUCUCCCAACUCCCCUGGCCUCCCCGGCCCUGAUGGUCCUGGCCUCCACAGCAGAGGCUGGCAGAGAUGCCUCCGUCCCCUGCCAGGCGCCCAGGCCUUUUGGGGUUCCGGUUUCUGUGGAAAAGGACCUUCACCUGCCCUUUCCUUCACCCUCCUACACCUUCACCUCUAUGUACCAGCGUCAGGCUCCCAUGUCGGGCACCUUCCCUUCCCGGGACUUCCCAGCAUCACUGCUCCAUCUGCAUCCUCAAUUCACCCCUCCAAACCUGGACUGCUCUACCCUGGGCAUGCUCAACCACAGCGGGCUGGGGGCUUUUCGGCCUUUUGCCUCCCCACAAGAGGAGAGGGAAUCCGGGGGCUACCAGUCUGCCUUCAUCCCCGCCAAGAGGCUGAAGGGCUACUUCCCGGAAGUGGAGGGGAAGGAGUUUGACUUUGGACCCUUGAAAGCUGUGGAGGAGACGGGGAGGAAGUUGUUCUCCAUGUCUGGCCUGCUGUCUGAUGGCGAGGCUUCAUUGAGCCCGGAGGAGCGCAAAGAACACAGUAAGGUGAAAGGUCACUAUGACACUCAGGCACCUGUGUGUCCAGUCUGCCAGGCCGUGCUGCAACAAGGUGAGCUGCAGGAUCACAUGGAGCAGGAGUUGUCCAAAAUUGCCCAUCUACAGAUCAGCCCCGCUACUGUGCAGCAGGACCAUCUCAUAAGAACACCAAAGUCUCUUUCCCUCUCUCUGCACAUCAAGCGUGAAGGAGUCUCUCCCACUUCACCCUCUCGGCCAUCUGAGGAACCCCACUCAGACCGAUACCAGACGUUUCUCAGAGUGCGAGCCAACAGACACACAAGACUAAAUGUCGAUGACCUCUGCUGGUGCAGGUGCUACGUCAAAUCCACCCCAUUGCGCCCACACAGCGCAGGAGCCCACCUAGACUGCACACAAACUGUCAGGAUCGGGAAGCUUAGGAGGAGAAAACCUGAAGAAGGACAGGAGGCUUCAGCAGACUUUGUGCCGGUGGAGGACGAGUGGAAUGAGAGGAGAAGGACGCAGAUGACAGCUAUAGGGUUUAAAGGUGCAACGCUGGUGAGCACAACUUCUAAGGAGUGUCGGGACAGCGACGCAGACCUGGACGUUGAUGGAGACGAUACUCUGGAGUAUGGAAGAGUGCAAUACACUGAGACAGAUGUGAUCCCCUGCUCAGGAGAAAGCUCCAAAGAGCCAGCAGCAAAUAGCAGCGUGUUGCCCGAUUCCAGACCGAAGCUCGACUUUCCCAAAUGGCCAAAUGAUGGGAGUCCUUCUACAAGCAGUAGAGAGAAGCAGGACACCAGUGUAGCCAGUCUUCCCAGAACCUGCAGAAACGCAGAGAUAGAGCUGUUUUCAGAGGACUCCACGCCGACAACCCUGGACACGCUUAAAGCUCGGAUCCGAGACUUGGAGAAACAGCUGUCUAAAGGAGACAGAUUUAAAUGCCUCAUCUGCAUGGACACAUACACAACACCGCUCACCUCCAUCCAGUGCUGGCAUGUCCACUGUGAGGAGUGCUGGCUGCGGACCUUGGGCGCAAAGAAGUUGUGUCCUCAGUGCAACACCAUCACGUCACCUGGAGACCUGAGACGAGUUUAUCUGUAGCUCGCAGUAACAGCAGAAGGAACUUUCUAAGUUUCAGCCAGGGCUGGCGGUGUGGGGCAGCUGGUCUGUCCUACAUGUCCGCCUUCAUCCUCACAACCUCCUGUUUUUAAAUGAACUACUAACAUCCUCUGAUAUUCUCUGACCGGCUCCAAGGUCGACCUUUGUGCUGCAGAAAGAAACAUCGAGUGAGAGCUCAGGCACUAAAAAUGCUUUGGGAAAAUAUUUAUGUUUUUUUAUCUUUUGUCUGUUUUAUGGGGGAAAAUCUUGAAUUUAACUGAACUAAAAGCACAUGUAUAAAGUAUUGUGUAUGUAUGUAUUGGGUGCUGUGUGUAUAUGAUGUUGACUAGCACAACAGCCUGGAUGUAUUUACUGUACAGACUAUUGUCUUUGCUUAGUUUCUUUCUUAUUUGUGCUACUUUAGGUUUCAAAUAUUCACUGUAAUCUCAUUACUAUCAGUCACAUUUCUGUCUCUGUCAUCAAUGCUUUUCUUUGUAUUGCUUUAUUAAACAUACUUUUUAACAACA
Molecule: messenger RNA, 2498 nt
Organism: Girardinichthys multiradiatus
Lineage: Eukaryota; Metazoa; Chordata; Actinopteri; Cyprinodontiformes; Goodeidae
Gene: rnf220b
Product: ring finger protein 220b
Exons: 16
Coding region: 316-1974 (552 amino acids)
Biological process (GO): protein ubiquitination
Molecular function (GO): ubiquitin protein ligase activity; metal ion binding
Source: RefSeq, a predicted model, not a curated record